CAUAGAUCAAAAUAGAAACAAAUCAAUAGUCGACACGCUAAAAAGCUUCACUCCCAGUCUUACAAGGACUACUUGGCUAGUCAGCUACCUAGUUAGUAGGAGUUAGUUACUCCGUAGUGGUUACUAUAGUAAAUGAAUACUAUCACCGUGAUCCGAUCCUGUCGGACGAACCUUUCAUCGCCCACUAGGCUCAUAGUCGGUACGCCCCAAAGCUUCGCUUACCGACUGGUUUUGCUCUGAUUGAGGUCAACUGGCCGAGUGAAUAGUCCUCUGGGUGGAUCAAACUCGAGGUAUUAUUAUUUAGUAUUCCCUCCGUAUUCCUCCAUGCUAGUUCAUGGUACUAAGUACUAGUAGUACUCCGUAGUUCUAUUCUCGAAGCCGGCCUUCCCGCGUUGACGUUACGGAGUAGACAAUGCCCAUUAAUAAAAUUGCGCUCUCCUCUGAAGAAGCUACCCAGUACCUACGGAGUACUCCGUAUUCUGUCUUACUCUUCCUACUGAGGUCUGACCCAUCUUCCUCCGUCUCCGUUCGCCUACAGCGUGGUCGUACAAAGGACUUCCCCAGUCUCCCUCUGUUAUGCCUCGACGCAAGGGCCAAGCGGCACGUUAACCACCCCGUGUCAUGUCAGUCAGUGGCAGUGGCAGUGGCAGUGGCAGUGGCAGUUAUGGAGUGAUGUCAGCCAUCUCUCUUUUUUUUUUUUUUUUUGUUUUUUUUUUU
This is a messenger RNA of Penicilliopsis zonata CBS 506.65, 717 nucleotides long. RefSeq lists its product as hypothetical. The record is from RefSeq and is a predicted model, not a curated record. Lineage: Eukaryota; Fungi; Ascomycota; Eurotiomycetes; Eurotiales; Aspergillaceae. The coding region runs from base 413 to 673 and encodes 86 amino acids. The transcript has 2 exons.